CCCAAAUCUCAUUUAAAUACAACACCCAUGCUUUCAUUUCUCCUUAAACACACCAAAUCUAUUUCCAAAAAUGACCAUACUACCCUCACAUGUCAAAUAUGUUCUUCUCAUUCUUCUCUCUUUCUACACAACCCUUUCUCACCAAGCCUCAUCUCUCCCAAAUCCUAGGCUCCAAAAAGCCUAUUUUGCCCUCCAAGCAUGGAAACAUUCGAUAAACUCCGACCCUCAAGGCUUCACAUCCAAUUGGUACGGCUAUAACGUGUGUAACUAUACCGGGGUCUUCUGUGCGCCUUCUUUAGACGACCCACAUGUGACCACGGUCGCUGGUAUCGACCUCAACCAUGCAAAUAUCUCCGGGUCUCUCCCUGAAGACCUAGGUUUGCUGACAGAUCUCGCACUCUUCCACAUCAAUUCUAACAGCUUUUGUGGAACAGUGCCAAAAUCUUUUAACAAACUAGGUCUUCUUUACGAGCUUGACAUCAGUAACAAUCGCUUUUCGGGUAAUUUCCCAUCAGUCGUGCUUUCUCUUUCUUCUCUCAAAUUUCUUGACAUUCGGUUUAACCAGUUUAAAGGUGAUGUUCCUUCCAAAUUGUAUGACCUUAAACUCGACGCCAUUUUCAUCAACAACAACUUAUUUGACACGAGUUUUCCUAAAAACCUCGGGAAUUCUCCUGUUUCGGUGGUGGUUUUUGCUAAUAACAAUAUCAAAGGGAGUCUGCCGUCGAGUAUAAAGAAUAUGGGGGGAACUUUGGACGAGAUUAUUCUGAUGAACGUGGGUUUAAGUGGGUGUUUAACACCGGAUAUUGGGUCGUUGAAGAAGUUGACGGUUUUUGAUGUGAGUUAUAAUUCACUGGUGGGGAUGUUGCCGGAAAGUAUAGGAGAAAUGAAGAGUCUGGAGCAGUUAAAUGUGGCUCACAACAAGUUCUCCGGCGAGAUUCCGCCUAGUAUCUGCUCGUUGCCAAGACUGGAGAAUUUCACGUACUCGGAUAACUAUUUUUGCGGCGCGCCCAAGAGUUGUCUCAAGCUGGCCGACAAGGAUGAUCGACAAAAUUGUAUCCGGGAGAGGCCCGCACAGCGGCAGGUGGCGGAGUGCAAGGCAUUUUAUUCUCGUCCGGUGAAUUGUCUUGAUUGUUCACCACCACCUCCUUCACCACCGCCUACUAAACACUGGCUGCCACCAUCGAAAUAUUGAAUACAAAGAUAAAAAUAAAAAAAUUUGAUUAUUCAAAGCAUAUAGAUGAAUAAGGAAAGUUGAACUGAUUUCGUGUGAGAUUUGUUGAUGUUGAUAUAUUACCUCUCUUAAUUAUUUUUACUUUUUAUUAAAUUUUAGGUUUUACAUAAAGUUUAAGUUCGUAUGAAUGUUUAAUUUAAUUUACUUGUAAUUAACAACUCUAAAGCCUUUAUUUCUAUUUUCUAUUUUAUAUUUAGAAUUUAAGCUUUGAUA
Molecule: messenger RNA, 1444 nt
Organism: Lactuca sativa (garden lettuce)
Lineage: Eukaryota; Viridiplantae; Streptophyta; Magnoliopsida; Asterales; Asteraceae
Product: Leucine-rich repeat (LRR) family protein
Molecular function (GO): protein binding
Source: RefSeq, a predicted model, not a curated record